Striga asiatica is the source of this 1070-nucleotide messenger RNA. The record is from the annotation of a GenBank genome assembly. NCBI's taxonomy places the organism in Eukaryota, Viridiplantae, Streptophyta, Magnoliopsida, Lamiales, Orobanchaceae.
CUCUGAUCACAGCCCACGAGUUGCUUUUAUUUCUUCUUCAUUUUCUUCGUUGGUCGCCACCAUCACCAUCAACAGCUCCUCGUUGAAAUUCCAAAAAUUGCAGAACAGCAAAAAAGAAAAAAGAAGAUCAGUUAUAUUCAAGAAUCAGCAGAUAUAAUGCCGUCGGCGAUUGCUCAGAUGUCGUGUUUCUCUUCCACAAUUAGCAGCCGUCUAUUGCCGUACAAAUCCAGAUCGUACUCGCUCCCUGCCGGCUUUCGUUCCGUAAAGGUGCUAAAUGUUAUGAGUAGUGAUGGACAUAGCUUGAAUGUAUCCAAUUUGGAAAAAAAUGAAUUAAAGUCACAUAGUGGAACUUCAAGAGAAUCAGAGCCUCUCACAGAAGGUUCUGUAAUUGGAGCAUCAAAUGGGCACACAUCGGAGGUACUCAUCAGCCAGCCUAAAAGGGCAGCUAAGAUUCACGAUUUUUGUUUUGGAAUCCCCUUUGGUGGACUUGUGCUAAGUGGUGGACUACUUGGCUUUAUUUUCACAAGAAACCCUGUUUCUUUAAGGACCGGUUUGCUCUACGGAGGUGCUUUGCUGGCACUUAGCACUAUUAGUUUGAAGGUCUGGAGACAAGGAAAAUCCAGCUUACCAUUUAUAUUGGGUCAAGCAGGUGAUUAUUCUUUUUUCUUUUUUUUUUUUCCUGUUCUGAAAAUAUAUUUUAUGUUCCGAGUCUCUGACAAUGCAGUACUGUCAAUCGCCCUACUUCGGAAGAAUUUUGAAGCCUAUUCAUUGACAAAAAAGCUCUUCCCAACGGGCUUUAGUAUUGUCAUCAGUGCUGCAAUGCUCACCUUCUAUUCCUACGUGGUGUUAUCCGGUGGUAAUCCUCCACCAAAGAAGCUAAAGUCAUCAGAAUCUGUCGAGUCAUCAUAGGCUUUCGGAAUGUGNUUUCGGAAUUACAUAAAGUAUGUGUCUGAAAUCUGAAUUACAGUUUGUGGAAACACCACAUGUUGUGCCCAUAUAUAUAUAUACUCUCUUUAGGAGUUGUGUUAAGAAAAUUGUAAUUUAUUAUUCUUAUUACCAAUCAUGAUUUU